CUUGCCUCAGAAGAAAGGAUAGGAGGAAUCAAUCAUCAAUAUAAGCUUGUCGGAGAAGAAUGCUUUGGGCUGCACGGCCAUCAUUCUUCUCAUCGAAUGGACGAUGAUGAAGAAAACGUGUCAUAUGGCUGACUGUUCCUUUGGCUUCUCUAUGCGGGAUAAAAUAGGAGCCCGUCCUCCGGCUUUCACAACCACCGCCGCCGCCGCCUGAUGAGAGAAUUUUCAGCCUCCGCCUUGGCGGUGAUCGCGACCCUGACGGCUCUCAUCGGCCCCGCCAACGCCACAGGCUCCUCUUCCACCCUAGCCAUAGCCCACGGUUCCGCCACCGUCUGCGGCGUCGUCGCUGGCACCUCGAACUCAUUCAUCCAGUGCGCCACCGCCUCCGCAUCCUCCUCUUCUCCAUUCCUCGUCUCCCCCAACGCCUCAUUCUCCUCCAUAUCUGCCGGUCGGGACUCCAUCUGCGGCCUCAGGGCCGGCGGAACCUCCUUCCUCUGCUGGAACUUGACUGCCUCCUCCAGCACCACCCCCCCUGCGAGGCGUGUCUACGAAGGCUCUGCCGCCCUCGAAGAGCUCUCGGUCGGCGAAGUCCAUAUCGCCGCUCUCGAUCGCAACCGUACCUUCAUUGAGUGGUGGCGAUCCGAUGGCCGAUUCCCCUCCAACAUCUCUGGAUCCUACCAUUCUCUCGCCUCCGGUCGUGAUUUCUCCUGCGCCUUAAUUUCCAACGGCCCCCUGCGCUGCUGGGGGCCGCGCGGGGGUGAAAUCGAGGCGGACUUCGCCGAUUCCACCAUGUCGACCAUCGCCGCCGGAGAUUCUCACAUCUGCGGAAUCGACACCGUAGGCCGCCUUAUUUGCGGAGGCAACAACGACGCAGGGCAGUCGACGCCUCCCUCGAGCCCGGCGUUCGAGUUCGGUGCGCUCGCUCUGGGUGAGAAGCACUCUUGCGCGGUGAGGAAUUCCAACGGCACGGUCAUCUGCUGGGGCGGCGCCGCCGGUGGUGAAUACACACCGGCUAACGCCACCUCCUUCGUGCUAGUUGUUGCCGGAGGUAAUCUAACCUGCGGCCUUGCGACGGCGAACUUUAGCGUGCUCUGUUGGGGCACCUACAGAAGCAGCCUGACGGUGACUUUACCGUUGCCGAGAAUUCUUCCUGGAAUUUGCACUUCCAAUCAAAGCUCUUGCCUUUGCGGUCUCUUCCCGGAUUCCGAGACAUUGUGUUCUGGUUCGAGAGUCAUAUGCAAUCGCUGUGAUGGUAGAAUCCAGCCAUCAACUCCACCCCAUCUUUCGUCACCACCGUCACCUCUGCCGCCGCCGCGUCCGCCCACUUCGUCGAAGAGGACGACGAACAGGAGGUGGCUGGCCUUCGCAAUCGUAGGUUCGAUCGGAGCAUUUUCCGGCAUCUGCUCCAUUCUCUAUUGCAUUUGGUUCGGCGUUUGCCGGCAAAAGAAGGUUCACAACUCAGUUCAGCCCACCAUUGCGGCACCUAGAACCAGUGCAUCCUACGCUCCGCAUUCCUCCGCCAUCGCCGUCAGAACGAGCCCUUCCACCUCCCCUUCUGGAUCACGGUCGCGAACGUUCUGGCGCCAAGGAUCGCGCAUCAUGAGGCGACAAAGGAGCGGCCCCUCCUCGUUCAAGGAACGCCCCGAGGAGUUCAGCUUCUCUGAUCUCGCCGCGGCCACGAAAAACUUCUCCUCGGAGACCAAAAUCGGCGCGGGGAGCUUCGGGACAGUGUACAAAGGGAAACUGCCCGACGGCCGUCAGGUGGCAAUCAAAAGAAGCGAAUCGGGGCCGCGGGCAAAGAAGUUCCAGGAGAAAGAGAGCGCUUUCGAGUCGGAGCUCGCGUUCCUCUCUCGGCUCCAUCACAAACACUUGGUCGGACUGGUAGGCUACUGCGAGGAGAGGGAAGAGAGGCUCUUAGUCUACGAGUACAUGAAGAAUGGCGCUCUGUAUGAUCAUCUGCACCCAAAGAAUGAAGACAGUUCCAGCUCCAGUUCCAGUGUCCUGAACUCAUGGAAGAUGAGAAUGAAAGUGCUGUUGGAUGCAGCGAGAGGGAUCGAGUACCUUCACAAUUACGCCGUGCCUCCCAUCAUUCACCGCGACAUCAAAUCUUCCAACAUAUUGCUCGACGCAAAUUGGCUGGCUCGGGUUUCUGACUUUGGCCUAUCGCUGUUGGGACCAGAGUCCGGCGACGGUCAUUUCUCGAUGAAGGCAGCCGGGACGGUGGGCUACAUGGACCCUGAGUACUACGGAAUGCACCUUUUGACUGUCAAGAGCGAUGUCUACGGUCUAGGAGUGGUGAUGCUCGAGGUGCUCACCGGAAAAAGAGCAAUCUUUAAGGACGAGGAGAGUGGUAAUCCGACGAGCAUUGUCGAUCAUUCAGUGCCAUCCAUUGUGGCAGGAGAGAUCAACAAGGUGCUCGAUCUUAGAGUUGGCCAACCAGGACCGAAUGAGGUUGAGGCCGUAGAGCUCCUGGCCUACACCGCCGUCCACUGUGUCACUCCUGAGGGCAAAAAUCGACCGAGCAUGACUGACAUCGUUGCCAAUCUGGAGAGCGCAGUGUCGCUUCUCCUCGACGGAAGUCGUGGAAGCGCUUCCAGUGCUUGCAUGUCCUGUCCUUCAACAGAUUGAGCUGAUUUUUUUUUUUUUUUUUUCACUUUGUUUGUUUAGUCCGAUUUACAUUGUUUCAAAAAUGAAACAGAGAUCGUAUUUAAUCCUGUCCGAGAGUCGAGUCGACGGACGUUGGGGAGAUGAUGCUUAUAUUGAUUGGAUGUAAAGUGAAGAUGGCGUGGGCCUCCGACGAGCUAAGCCUGCAAUCAUAAGUCAUUAGUGCCGAGCCGGGGAGGGGUUCCCCGGCGAUGACCCUCCGACGCUCAAGUCAGUCACGACGGCAAGCAAAUGAAGUGGAGAAGAGAAAAGAGCAGUAACGUAACUGUAGCUACAGUGGGAGUGAAUAUAUCUCCGUUGAAGUAUGAGAAUCUUUAUAUAGGGCUCUCGAGAGGUGUGUGCACACUUCUCAAGGCGUGCACGCUUCUCAAAGCAUACUGGAAAGGAUGUGUCAGAAAAGCGUGUCUGACGCCAUUCUUCAACAGCCCGAGCAUAUCCCUGACGUGACAGUGGAAGUUUCUACUGUACGAUUCUCUAUCUGACCAUGCUGUCAACCAUGUCGUCUGCCGGCGACAAUAGUCCCUAGGAAGAUAUUCUCAACUGCUCUUUUUAUCCGUUAUUGGGCCUAGCGGGAGAGCCGUUCGGCCAGUCUGUCGUCCGGGUGAUAUCAUGGCCGGGUCGAGCGUCCGCUCGUUCAAUGGUCUGCUGUCCGGCUCCGUCCUGUCGAGCGAGGGAGCCCUGCCUGCUUGGUCGGGGCUGCGUCCACCGUUUAACCGAGCGAGAAGGCCGCUCGGCCCUCGUCCUUCCAUGCUUGAGCUUUUUGAGCGUCGGAAGCCCGGUAUUUGGUUGAGCUGUCGAAGUGUCGGAUCGGCUACUCUUCAUGCCGACCGGGAAGGUGGUUCGUCCGAUCGGACGAAUGCCCAAAACGUUGACCACUUUAACUAUGACCCUCCACGUGAUGAUGACCUUCUAUAAGACGACCCACCCUUAUCACCGGAUCAGUAUUCAUUAAGAUUCAAGAAAGAACAGUAUGGUGAGCAGUAGAAGCACACCUACAAAUGAACAAAUUGCUGUUGAUCUGGUAAGAGAGGACAAAUGGAAUGUUUCCAUUUCUAGUUGCUGUUGGCUCUGCAAGAUUAUUCAGAUACACUAAUUCUUAAUUGUCAUACCAAAACCUUUUCUAGUGUCAUCAGCCCUUCAGAAACAAAAUUAGCGUCAGAAUUGUAUCACCAUGAACAGAGACUAAUCGAUAUCUCGUCUCUCAAGCCAAUUGAAACUGGUAAUGAAUGGGACUGAUGAUGCCAACACUAAGCAGGAAAUGAUCCAGCCUUUGUUGACUUUGGCCAAGGAGGUACUUCAGAUCAACUUGCCUACUCUCAAUAUCUAAAAUGAAAAAAAGAAGACAUAAUCUACUUGUGUUCUUGUCAAGAAUGGGAACUCAAUAUCAUCUUCAGACCACACCAUCAUGUGUCCUUUGUCAAGCAGAUCAAAAUCAUGCCCCACAGGUAGGUGAACCAUCCUUUUCUUUUAGCUUGCAGCUUCUAUAUAGUAAUAUAUGUUA
This is a messenger RNA of Zingiber officinale, 4162 nucleotides long. RefSeq names its product putative serine/threonine-protein kinase-like protein CCR3. Gene Ontology annotation, molecular function: ATP binding; protein serine/threonine kinase activity. The transcript is spliced from 2 exons. Bases 211 to 2625 code for a protein of 804 amino acids. Lineage: Eukaryota; Viridiplantae; Streptophyta; Magnoliopsida; Zingiberales; Zingiberaceae. The record is from RefSeq and is a predicted model, not a curated record. Gene Ontology annotation, biological process: protein phosphorylation.